UUUACAUUUGCUCCUAAUAUUUGUUCUAAGUGUAUCUAUUUCCCUUUCCGAUGAAAAUUUAAAUGAACAGGCUAAUCAAGAAAACCAGUGCGCGCAGUAUUGCUUAAAGGUCUUCCUAUGGAACACCGUGACAAUGCAACAGAAAUUGGAAGCGUGUGACAAAAAGAAUGCGCAAAUGAUGGCCAUGCAGAGUCAGUUGGCCAUUUUGAAAUUGAAGGAAAAAACUUAUGAAAGAACGAUAAUGGAUAAGGACGAACAGUGCAAAAGCCAAGAAAAACUCCACGAUGACGUGUCCUCAAUUAAGAAUAAAGUGGAAAAUCUGCUAUCCACAUUGGAGAGGGAAAGCAAACACCUUCUGGAAUUGUUAAAGCAACUGGAAGCUUACAGGACGUCAAUAGAGAUGAAGGAUGAACGAAUAAAGUCCUUAGAGUCAACUUUACAAGUCAAUAACUUAAUGCUGGAUACUUGCAAGAUGAAUCUUUCGUCGAGUCCAGCGGCACUCAUGAUAAUGGACUCCAAGCGAGAGAUCCAAGCGAAAGUUUACGAAUCAAGUUGCAUAAGCAUUGGAAACUCCUCAGAUAUAUUUGAAAUUAAAGUUCCAGGGAUUGAGCCGUUUCCAGUGCCUUGCGACGGACGUAUUGCAGGUCCUGGCUGGACGGUAAUUCAGAGACGUGUGGAUAAUGCCGUGGACUUUAAUCGAAGCUGGCAAGAAUAUAGGGAUGGCUUUGGUGAUCUGGAUGGAAAUUUGUUCAUCGGAUUGGAGAAAAUCUACAGAAUGACAAAUUCCAGACCACAUGAGCUGUACAUACAUUUGGAAAAUUUCAAUGAUACAACCCGUUUUGCCCGCUACAAUAAUUUCAGUAUAGGCAGUGAAGAGGAUGCUUACCAGCUGAAAGUUUUGGGAAGAUUCUCGGGAGAUGCAGGUGAUUCCCUCAAAUUCGAAAGAGGUAUGAAAUUCACCACAUUUGACCGGGAUAACGACAAACAGAGCUUCGAUAACUGCGCAAGAGAGCGAAGCGGCGGAUGGUGGUACAAUCAAUGCUCAAGAGCAAAUUUAAACGGAAUAUACUUGAAAUAUGAGGAGGACAAAUGGGAUGGCAUCUGGUGGUGGAGUUGGCAAGAAAGCAUAACUCUAAAAUCAGUGCAAAUGUUAAUUAGACCAACCACCAACAGAAAAUAAAAAUAUAUAAUUAUUAU
Messenger RNA from Drosophila navojoa, 1197 nucleotides. RefSeq names its product microfibril-associated glycoprotein 4. The record is from RefSeq and is a predicted model, not a curated record. Lineage: Eukaryota; Metazoa; Arthropoda; Insecta; Diptera; Drosophilidae.